Messenger RNA from Sinocyclocheilus rhinocerous, 2013 nucleotides. Its product is annotated as complement factor H-like. The record is from RefSeq and is a predicted model, not a curated record. NCBI's taxonomy places the organism in Eukaryota, Metazoa, Chordata, Actinopteri, Cypriniformes, Cyprinidae. The transcript is spliced from 14 exons. Bases 34 to 2010 code for a protein of 658 amino acids.
AGACCAAAAAAGUAUUUGUGAACUGAGCUCGAAAUGAGAGUUCCUGUAAAACUCCUCGGCUUCGGCUUUUGGUUGUUUUUCUUAAAUUGUGCCCGAUGUCAAGAAUGUCUUCGAGAGGACAUUAAACAUGAAAACACAGAACCAGUUGAGAAAGCUUCAUACGCUCAUGGUGAAAUAGUGAAAGUGAACUGCAUAACAGGUUAUACUGGCUUGUAUAGAUUAAACUGUGAAAAAGGAGAAUGGAAAAAAUCCAUUGAGCGACCAUGUGCAAAGAGAAGAUGUAGUCAUCCAGGCGACACACCAAAUGGUGAUUUUAAACUUAUAAAGGGGACAGAGUAUCUUUUUGGAACAACAGUUGUGUAUAAUUGCAAGAAAGGGUAUGAAAUGGCAAGCAGAAUCAAUUACCGUACCUGCAGAGCUCAAGGAUGGGACAACGCCGUCCCUGUCUGUGAGGUGGUGAAAUGUCCAGCCAUUCGCACAGAUUGGGAGGUGACUGCAUCGGGUAACACAGAGGAGGGACGUUAUGGUGAUGCUAUUCACUUUGAGUGUGUAUCUUCUGACAAAAUGAUAGACGGAAAUAGUGACAUUCGCUGCGAAGAGACGGGAAAAUGGAGUGAUGCUGUUCCAAAGUGCAAAGUGCCACAUGGAUCUUCAAACACUGCAGCAAAUCAAAAAUUGUGCCCUGAUCUAUCUGUGGAAAAUGGGUUCAUAUACAGCCACUCCUUCAAUAAGGAAAAAAUAUUUUACUCCUGCAACACGGGUUAUAAACCAUUCACUGGAAACUGGUGGGAUUCAGUGACAUGCAGCAAAGGAUCUUGGUCUGACGAGCCUCGCUGCAUCCGGAAGGAAGAUUGUGGUGCUCUUCCCAGUGUUCACCAUGGAAAACUAAUCCAUCGUGAUCGAGAAACUGCUGAAGUGGAAUGUGAUCCAGGGUUCAUAUCAACUGAACCCUUCAUAAAAUGCACCAGUGGUAGAUGGGAGACACCAGUGUGUAAGGAGGUGCGUUGUGGCAUUCCUCCAAAUGUGGAAAAUGCAGUCAUAACAUCUGAACCUAAAGAAUUUUAUUUACCUGGAUCUACCGUAACAUACAUAUGUCGAAGCUCAUACUUAAUGAAUGAGAAAAGUACAGUUUUCUGCCAAAGUGGAACAUGGGAAAACACUCCAACAUGUCAAGGACAGAGAGAAAUCACCUGUCAGUCAAAUGGAGAAUGGAGCAGCCCUUUUCCAAAAUGUGAAGGCAAACACACAGAAGCAGUAACCUGUGAGCUUAAAUCAACCACAUUUGGAGUAAAAAAGAUCAAGCCUGAGGAAAAAAACAUUUUCAGAGCUGGAGAAAGUGUGGAGCUCACCUGCUCUGAAAAAUACUGGUUCCUUGGUACAAAAGAAACCAGCAGAUCAUUUACAUGCAAAGAUAAUGGAGAGUGGGACUAUGAGCCUGUUUGUGCAGAGAUUACAUGUGAAACUCCACAUGACCAGCAUGUGUAUUACCCAUCCUAUUCCUUCAGUGGAGAUAAGAAACGGGGAGCAAAAAAAUCGUACCGAUGUGAGUCUGGAUAUCGUGAAAUGGCAGAAGAGGCCACAUGUACACGAGACGGAUGGACACCAAAACCACUGUGUGCUGUCUCAGAGAAAUGUGGACCACCACCAGGCGUGAACGAUGCAGAUACACUAGAAAUAACAAAAAAGGAAUACAAUACAGGGGAGAGAGUUGAAUACAGCUGCUUUAAUAAAUACACUUUGGAUCUGCGUCCACCUUUCUCCAGAUACUUGACCUGUGAGCAAGGAGAAUGGAGAGGGAAUAUUAGGUGUUUAAAGCCCUGUACAGUGACGGUAGAGGAAAUGGAAAGAAGAGGUUUAGAGUUGGCCUAUGCUAAUCGACAAAAGAUGUUCGCACCACAUGAUGAUCACAUCACCUUUAUGUGUCAGAGGGGCAAAGUUUCAGGAGGUGUUCCCCUAAGACAACAGUGUAAUGAUGGAGUGAUAACUUUACCUGAGUGUGUGAGACAGUGAGAG